Messenger RNA from Onychostoma macrolepis, 2522 nucleotides. RefSeq names its product charged multivesicular body protein 2Ba (gene chmp2ba). The transcript is spliced from 6 exons. Gene Ontology annotation, cellular component: ESCRT III complex; multivesicular body. Gene Ontology annotation, biological process: endosome transport via multivesicular body sorting pathway; late endosome to vacuole transport; protein transport. Lineage: Eukaryota; Metazoa; Chordata; Actinopteri; Cypriniformes; Cyprinidae. The record is from RefSeq and is a predicted model, not a curated record. The coding region runs from base 158 to 808 and encodes 216 amino acids.
GUCACGCGCUCGGUGACUCAGUGGGAUCAUGUGCUGAGACGAACGAGGAAAACGAGACCUUUGAGUGGAUCGAUAGACAGUUAGGCUCAGGCUGUUAGAUAGAGAAACUAGUUUUACAUUGAAUUAAAGAGAAAAACAAAGUCUAAGUUAAGUUAUCAUGGCAUCUCUGUUUAAAAAGAAGACAGCUGACGAUAUCAUUAAAGAGCAGACCAAAGAGCUGAGAGGCACCCAAAGACAAAUCACCAGAGACAGAGCUGCCCUGGAGAGACAGGAGAGGCAAAUGGAAAUGGAAAUCAAAAAAAUGGCCAAGACUGGAAACCGAGAAGCCUGCAAGAUACUAGCCAAACAGCUUGUACAGCUCAGAAAACAGAAGAACCGAACCUACGCCGUGAGCUCUAAGGUCACGUCCAUGUCCACGCAGACCAAGGUCAUGAACUCUCAGAUGAAGAUGGCUGGAGCCAUGUCUACCACAGCGAAGACUAUGCAGACUGUCAAUAAAAGAUUGGACCCCAAGAAGACGCUGCAGACGAUGCAGGACUUCCAGAAGGAGAACUUAAAAAUAGGAAUGACAGAGGACAUGAUCAACGAUACACUGGAUGAGAUUUUUGAUGAAUCGGGUGAUGAGGAAGAAAGCCAGGACAUCGUGAACCAGGUGCUGGAUGAGAUCGGCAUAGAGAUCUCAGGAAAGAUGGUAAGAGCCCCCUCAGCAGGAAAGAUCCUCCCUGGCGCCUCUCCAGCAAAGUCUAAAGCGGCCACCAUCACAGACGCCGAGAUCGAGAGACAGCUGAAGGCUCUGGGAAUGGACUAAAUCUUUUCACCCUCCACACAUUCGUACCCACUGCCACCAAAGGACUCAGAGUGGGAAAAGGGAGUUUCUAAGUAAUAAAUGAAAGAAGAAUGUCAAUAAACAUACUCUUAUUGGAGUAUGGCAGUGAGAUACUGGAGGAGAUUCUGUGGUCAGAUAUAUACAGCAGAUUUAGACGUUCUGACAAAAUGCUGUCCAAAUCUGCUGCACAUAUUUAAAGGUGAAGGAUGUCAUUUUUGCACCACUAGAGGCUCCAAAUGUAGCAUGAUUGGGCGGGCGGGGGGCGGAGCUAUCUGUUUGGGCGACCAAUAACAAAUUAGGGGAUGGGGAUAUUGAAAAGUUAAUGGCCAAAAUCACAUACUUCCCUAGUAUGUAAACAGAGUAGUAUGUUUUUUUUUAAUUCACAGUAUUCAUAAAAUAGUAGACUAAAUUUAUCUGGGUGACCUACUACAUUCGUCGAAAUUCUGAAGUGCACAUCUGAUGGACAUUUUACUGUCCCAUUCGGAGUGGAUUUGUGAAUAACAAUGUAGUGGUACAACUGACAUGAUAACAUGGCAAAUAUAGUACAUCUGGAUUGCAUUCGCACUAUUAGAGCAUACUUUUGUAACAGUCUGAUUCUGCUAGUGUGCAAAAAUUACACACUUUACUUUUAACUUUAAAGGGUGCUAUUACUGUGACCAUGAAUUGGAAGAUUUGGUACUCCAUGGGAUUCCCAUGUAUUAUAGGGCUAAUCAUCUCAUGUCAUGCUAGUUAAAAGAUGCUCAUUAUGUGUAUUUUCAUGUCUUUUUAGGUUAUGUAUGACUUAAGGAAGUAAGUUACGGAAAACAGUUUUCCUUUGCAGUGAGGUUUGGUAUAAACUCUUGCAUACAUACAUACAAAUCAUAUCUUGCAUGAGAAUCUUUGUUGAUAUGAUAAUGUGAUGAAGUCUUUACUUGUCAACCUUGAAACAAUCCAACCAUUAAGACCCUUCUACUGUCUGAUGAUCUUGGUAGGUAAAACAAUGGUACAACUUGAAUGAUGUGCAACAUACCAUCAUACCAUGUCAAUGCUGUGAAAAUAUUUUGAGGAGAAAUAAUCAAUCCUGUGGGAUUUCAAACUCUGUUUACAUUGUUUAAUCAAUACUUUUAAUAUGAGGAUUUAGAGCAACCAAUAACUUGGUGUUGAACCCCGUGAUUAGAGGUGAUUUCAGUAUUGUAAUCACUAAAGGUGAACAAUACAGUACCGUGUGAAUGAACCAGUGUUACCGACAGAUCUGCUCAUAUGUUGUUCUGCAACAACUCUUUGUACUGCUGUCUCAGCUGGUAUUGUAAAAUCCCAUAACCAUGUCAGUCUCUGAUAUAAUUGUAGUUCAUGUAAUGCUGGAAUACACAUUUGAUAUUUGCACUGAUUUCCAGUAGUCAAAAUCAGUCUGCAGAGUUCGGGAAGUCGGAGUUGACUGAUUUCACCGAAAAUCACAUCGUGUAUGAUGGGCACAGACCACAGUUUUUGAGCUUCAGACCACAAGUCCAUCCAAUUGGAUGAGAUCAAACGUCAUGUUUUAAAAUCUGUUUGGAUUGUAUUCCAGCCUAUAGAAGAACUACAGUAUCAGUUUUUCUUUUCAACUUCAUCUGUAUGUACUUCUCAGCACUAUUUAAAAAGGUUUUUUUUCCACUCUAGCCAAUAGUGUGUACAUAAAUGUACAGUUUAUGCUUUGAUUUGAUUUUCUAAUUAAUAAAGU